Cladocopium goreaui is the source of this 1171-nucleotide messenger RNA. The record is from the annotation of a GenBank genome assembly. Lineage: Eukaryota; Dinophyceae; Suessiales; Symbiodiniaceae.
AGCGUAGACCAUGGCUUGUUGCCCCUGUUGGGAGGGAGUGUUUGGAACUGGUGAUGCAAAAUUGGAGCUCAAAAAUCGCAAAGUCCCGGUCUCUGCGCUGAUCUUGGGUUGCGCUCCCAUCGGUUGUGGUUGGGCCGGCGAUGUGCCGGAGUCGACCGCUGAGAGCACAGUUCUGCAGGCUUUAUCCUUGGGCAUCCGGUAUGUGGACACUGCUCCCUGGUAUGGCGCCGGACUUUCUGAACAACGGUUGGGAAAGGCAUUGGCUACAGCGCAAAGUACGACCAAGGAGCAGGUAGCUGUAUCCACCAAAGUGGGACGUUACAUGGUGACAAAAGUGGAGGCGGCCAGUCAUGGAACCAGGGUUGACAGCGGUUACGAUUUCAACACGGAAAACUACCACAACAACGUUCCUGUCUGGGACUACCGCAAGGAAGGCACUGAGGAGAGUUUGCGACAGUCCAGGCAGCGCCUGCAACGCAACUUCAUCGACUGCUUGCGAGUUCAUGAUGCUGAAGAUCCGGAGCGAUGGGAGGAAGCUUGCAGUCCUGAUGGAGCCAUCGCCGUGUUGGUGUCUCUCAGGGAGAAAGGUGAAAUCGGGCAGGUUAGCCUGGGUUUCAACAGUGUGCCGUACCUCAUGAAAACCAUUCAGAAGUAUCCCAAUGGCACUUUUGACAACAUCAUGAUGGCUCGGACUUGGAACCUGCUGGACCAGUCUUCCUAUCCUCUACUUUUGGAAUGUCAAAAACGAGGAAUCAAGGUACAUUUGGCUGCUGUCUUUUGCGCCGGUCUGCUGUGGGGGCAGAACUUUUUCAUGUACAGAAGUGAGAUCCCACCCGAGCUCACAGAGAAGGUGGCACGCUGGAAGGAGCUGAGCACAUCCUAUGGCUUCAGCCUGCCACAGGUGGCUUUGGCAUUUGCUUUCUUGCCCAGCUGUGUGGAGAGGGUUGCUGUUGGGUGCGCUUCUCCUGAACAAGUGCGUGGCAACGUGGAGUUGUGUGAUGUCAAAGUGCCUCUGGAGCUGUGGCAAAAGGCUCAGGCAUCAGGACUGUUGCCACAGCAUUUGCAGAUCUCUGAGUGAGGGACGAUUCAGCCGAAGUCGUAGAAAGACAUGAUAGACUGAUCACUUAACAGUCAAAGCUAGCAGAAAUGGAUGAACAUGAGCAGGUUUUGG